Molecule: messenger RNA, 1084 nt
Organism: Poeciliopsis prolifica (blackstripe livebearer)
Lineage: Eukaryota; Metazoa; Chordata; Actinopteri; Cyprinodontiformes; Poeciliidae
Exons: 4
Coding region: 120-848 (242 amino acids)
Source: RefSeq, a predicted model, not a curated record
AUCCAGAGGACGCACAGUUCUGUGUAGUUGCAGAGGCCUUGAUUAAAAAACAUCCAUGUUUAAAAGAGCCUGGUUCAUUCAAUGGUUGCUACGGUUGGAAACAAAGGCUGAAGUACAAAAUGGGAAACUACAGGACUCUACUCAAGUUUCAGGGAUGUCCAGAAUUGUCUGUUAACGCACUUAAAUCCAAAGCCAGUACUUCAGUGUUUCCCGCUGCAAAAAUAAAGAAGCCAAGACGAGCUGAAGCCAACUUCUAUCCUUCCUUUCCAGUGGGAGAAACACAAGAAAGUAUGGAAAAAGAGAGAAUUGAACUCUUGACAGCAAUCAAAAGGAGGAACAAUGACAAGGUCAUUGCGGAGAAAAUGGCUCAUACCUUUGCCUACAGGCGUCAGGAGGUGGUGAAUGAAGAACCUGGCAUAGAGGAUUUCAAGGACAGAUGGCCUGCCCUGUUCCAACAGAAAGAGAUUAAUGCGGAGUUCCUGAGACUCAUGGCUCUUCCCCUUGAGCAGACUUUCUUUGCCCAGUUGGACAGGCUCUCAAGUCAGCUGAUUAAAGUCAUCAAAGCCAAGGGAGGAGCAACACGUGCAAAAAUAGCUGGAAUCAUGAGAAUCUAUGAUGAGGUGGAGGACAUUGGGAUUCGAAGGGAAUGUGUUCUGAAAGGGCUCAUCACCUUUCUUGGAGAGGAUCCAGAAGACCUUAUUAAGGAAUACAGUGGCAGCUGUGGAGAUGAUGCCCAGAUGGAUCUCAAACAACUCACCCUGGCAAUGUUUGUGAUUCGGAAGAAGGGAGAGGGAUUGGAAGAAUCCCCAGAAGACAUUGUCAUUGAGGGAGUGGAGGUGUUUGCAUGACCUGACUUCAGUUGCCUCAGCAUGUGCCCUGCUUCUGGGUUUGAUAUAUGCCCUUAACCUGGCUUAUCCGAAGCCUCUGCGCUUCACAUUUGAAGUGUUUCAAAAAGUCUUCAUGCAACUUGACCAACACAAAAUGUCUCCUAAAGUUCAGAAUUUGUUUGGAAGACUUCAGACCUCUCAGUAAAGACAAUUGUAUGUUGUGCAAAAUGACAGAUUAUUUUCUGUCUUUGUUUGAA